GAGAAGCAACAGUCAAUCUUUGCCCACUUGUGCGAGGACGAAGUAGUAGUUGAAGAACAAGAAACGAGUAUUCAAUUUUGUUUUAUUAACAACGUAAAACUUGUGCGAUUCCAUGACAUUCUUCAAAAUUUCAAUUUCGAUUGGUUCAACUUCUUCAAUACCUUUGGUCAAACGACAAAGAAUCAACGAAAUUUCACUCGCGAUUUUGCACAACAAAUACAGCAGAAAGUCUCUCAUUUGAAGAAGCCAAACAAGCUGCUGCAUUUGUUCUGAAUCCAUUUCAAGUUCUUUUCAACCUACAUUGUCCUCGUUAAUGCAAAUCAAACAUUUAAAAAUGAAAAUAAUUUUGGUUGCUUUAAGCGUUUUGGUGUUCGGUUCAGCUUCAGCAAAUCCACUUUCUCAUCACAAUCACGUCAUCCCCAAAAUUGUCGGUGGAUCUGCGUCGAUCAUUGAUGAAAAUCCAUGGCAAGUAUCUCUUCAAUAUAAUAACCGUCAUGACUGUGGUGGCUCAAUUAUUGGGGAACGAUGGGUUUUAACAGCAGCUCAUUGCAUCACAAGAAAUCCGGGAGCAUAUUCAGUCCGCGUUGGUUCGCCGCUUAACCAAGACGGUGGUUCACUCAUUAAAGUAAUCCGUAUCGUUUCACAUGAGAAUUACAACGCUGAUUCGAUGGAUUUUGACUUUUCACUGCUGCGACUCGCCGAAUCCUUGAGCUUCACUGAUAAAAUACAAUCAAUAGCACUUCCGAAUGCAUAUACAGCAAUUGAAGACGAAGCUUGGAGUUUGGUUACUGGCUGGGGUGUCACAAAAAAUAAAUACGAACUGAAUGGAGUGCUUCGUGAAGUCAUUUUAUCGCUUAUGAACCAAGACACUUGCAAUGAACUAUACGAGGGAGAAAUAACUGAACGAAUGAUCUGCGCUGGAUAUGAUGAUGAAAAUUCAUUACAUGAUUCAUGUCAAGGUGACUCAGGCGGCCCGCUAUCGAUUGAAAGUAAUGGAGGUCGCGUUUUGAUUGGCGUUGUUAGUUGGGGCAAAGGUUGUGCUGAAUCCGGCUAUCCCGGAGUGUACGGGCGAAUUUCAUCGGUUCGAUCAUGGAUCAAACUCGUCACAGGAAUUUAAUCACUAAUCCAA
Molecule: messenger RNA, 1129 nt
Organism: Sitodiplosis mosellana (orange wheat blossom midge)
Lineage: Eukaryota; Metazoa; Arthropoda; Insecta; Diptera; Cecidomyiidae
Product: trypsin-4-like
Exons: 4
Coding region: 314-1117 (267 amino acids)
Biological process (GO): proteolysis
Molecular function (GO): serine-type endopeptidase activity
Source: RefSeq, a predicted model, not a curated record